Molecule: messenger RNA, 908 nt
Organism: Apaloderma vittatum (bar-tailed trogon)
Lineage: Eukaryota; Metazoa; Chordata; Aves; Trogoniformes; Trogonidae
Product: forkhead box protein P1-like
Biological process (GO): regulation of transcription by RNA polymerase II
Cellular component (GO): nucleus
Molecular function (GO): DNA-binding transcription repressor activity, RNA polymerase II-specific; RNA polymerase II cis-regulatory region sequence-specific DNA binding
Source: RefSeq, a predicted model, not a curated record
AUGCCCAGACCCCGUCUGCCUCAACGGGGUGUCGGAGCCUCUGCCGGGCUUCGCUCGGGCGAAUGUUUUCCGGGCGGCGCCGGGCCCUGGCGCGCGCCGUUUACACAACAACACGGGGAGAUGCGCGGCGUUCCAGUGUCGGUGGCUAUGAUGACACCUCAAGUGAUCACUCCCCAGCAAAUGCAGCAGAUCCUCCAGCAACAAGUGCUAACUCCCCAGCAGCUCCAAGUCCUGCUCCAGCAGCAGCAGGCACUCAUGCUUCAACAGCAGCAGCUUCAAGAGUUUUAUAAGAAACAACAGGAACAGUUGCAGCUUCAACUUUUACAGCAACAACAUGCUGGAAAACAGCCUAAAGAGUCGCGUUUCUUUUUAAGGCACGGAGUUCGCCUCUCUAGUCACAAAGAGUUCGAGACUUUCAUCUUUAAUCUGACAUUGGUGCUGGCUCGGCCCCAGCAACAGCAGGUGGCUACGCAGCAGUUGGCCUUUCAGCAGCAACUCUUACAGAUGCAGCAGUUGCAGCAGCAGCACCUCCUGUCCUUGCAGCGGCCGGGGGCGGUAGCCGGCCAGCCUACUCUGCCUUUGCAACCCCUCGCACAAGGCAUGAUUCCAACAGAACUGCAGCAGCUCUGGAAGGAAGUGACAAGCUCGCACACGGCGGAGGAGGCAGCCAGCAACAACCACAGCAGCCUGGACCUGUCCACCACCUGCGUCUCCUCCUCCGCGCCGUCUAAGACCUCCUUAAUCAUCAACCCGCACGCCUCAACCAACGGACAGCUAUCGGUCCACACUCCGAAACGGGAGAGUUUAUCCCACGAGGAGCACUCGCACAGCCAUCCGCUCUAUGGACACGGCGUAUGCAAAUGGCCCGGGUGUGAAGCAGUAUGUGAAGACUUCCAGUCAUUUCUAAA